ACGUAGGUCCAGUAAACCUCAGCUGGUCUCCAUCGCACUCGAAUACUGCCCCCACUCCCACGGAGCCCCAAUCCCCCAUAGUCACUUUCCCUCCCAAUUUCCUCCUUUUUAUCUUGAAUUUCAUAAAAGGCUGGAACAAGAGGUGAAAUUCACAUUUUUUAACGAAAAGGAUAUGAAAAUGGAAAAUGAAUCCCAAAAUUCCCUCAUCCAAGUUAAAGGAAUUCCCACCCAUGGCGGAAAAUACAAUCGGUACAACAUACUCGGCAAUCUCUUUGAAAUCCCCUCCAAAUACAUCCCUCCCGUUAGCCCCGUUGGUCGUGGUGCUUAUGGCCUCGUUUGUUGUGCGACGAAUGCUGAAACUAAGGAAGAGGUGGCUAUAAAGAAAAUUGGGAGUGCAUUUGAUAAUAGAAUUGAUGCUAAAAGGACUUUGCGUGAAAUUAAGCUUCUUACUCAUAUGGAUCAUGAGAAUAUUAUUAAAAUAAAAGAUAUUAUACGGCCACCAGAGAAAGAGAAAUUCAAUGAUGUGUAUAUUGUGUAUGAAUUGAUGGAUACGGAUCUACAUCAGAUUAUACAGUCAUCUCAGGAACUCAGUGAGGAUCACUGCCAAUAUUUCCUUUAUCAGCUACUGCGGGGACUAAAAUACAUACAUUCUGCUAAUGUUCUGCAUCGAGAUCUGAAACCCAGCAAUCUGCUUCUAGAUGCAAACUGUGAUCUCAAGAUAUGUGACUUUGGGCUUGCAAGAAGUACCUCAGAGACAGAUUUCAUGACAGAGUAUGUUGUAACUCGAUGGUAUCGAGCUCCUGAGUUAUUACUUAAUUGUUCAGAAUAUACUGCGGCAAUAGAUAUUUGGUCGGUUGGUUGCAUCUUAAUGGAGAUUAUUAAAAGAGAUACUCUUUUUCCGGGGAAAGACUAUGUUCAUCAAUUGGGGCUUAUAACUGAGCUAUUAGGAUCACCAGAUGAUUCUGAUCUUGGAUUUCUAAGAAGUGACAAUGCUCGUAGGUAUGUCACGCAGCUUCCUCAAUUUCCCAAGCAGCCCUUCUCCCAAAAAUUUCCGGAUAUAUCCCCAGUAGCUAUCGAUCUUGCAGAGAAAAUGCUUGUGUUUGAUCCAGCAAAACGUAUUACUGUUGAAGAAGCACUGAACCAUCCUUUUUUGUCGAGUCUCCAUGAGAUCAAUGAGGAGCCAACUUGUUCAUCUCCUUUCAUGUUUGAUUUUGAACAAUCAAACCUGAGUGAAGACGACAUAAAAGAGUUAAUAUGGAAGGAAUCUCUGAACUUCAACCCGGAGUAAAUUGUGGUAUCUUUGUUUUUCUGCUCUUGUUUGCUUCGUCUAUUCAUUUGAGUACUUGAAUGGGCAAUGUUGGUUUGCCAUUAGUUUGAGUAUGUUGUAUGCCGGGUUUUUAUAAAUUAGAUUGCAAGGGAGAUAUGAGCUUGUAUUGAGCCACUGAAGAGCGUUUCUUUGUCUCCACAAAUCCCGACCCUUUUUUGUUAUAGGUAUCGUCUGUGGAAAUUGGUGGUUGAUAUUUUUAUUGAAUAAUCCGUUGUGCAUUUUCUAAA
Messenger RNA from Olea europaea var. sylvestris, 1554 nucleotides. RefSeq names its product mitogen-activated protein kinase homolog NTF6. The record is from RefSeq and is a predicted model, not a curated record. Gene Ontology annotation, cellular component: cytoplasm; nucleus. Bases 173 to 1288 code for a protein of 371 amino acids. Lineage: Eukaryota; Viridiplantae; Streptophyta; Magnoliopsida; Lamiales; Oleaceae. Gene Ontology annotation, molecular function: MAP kinase activity; ATP binding. Gene Ontology annotation, biological process: intracellular signal transduction; protein phosphorylation. The transcript is spliced from 6 exons.